This is a messenger RNA of Orbilia oligospora ATCC 24927, 993 nucleotides long. RefSeq lists its product as uncharacterized. The record is from RefSeq and is a predicted model, not a curated record. Lineage: Eukaryota; Fungi; Ascomycota; Orbiliomycetes; Orbiliales; Orbiliaceae. The transcript is spliced from 2 exons. The coding region runs from base 1 to 993 and encodes 330 amino acids.
AUGAACAGGCAAUAUCUACCGUGGUUCGCAUUGGGCUUCGGAUGCGCCAUAGCCUACAGACUUACAGUAUACCAACUAGAAUCAUUUAAACGACAAUGUGAGAUUCUCCCCGAAGAGUCGCGAGAAACGGUCGAUAAAGCUACCGAGAAUGCGCUCAAGCUGGAUACGCUGGUUACUCUUUCGCGGGGUGUAAACUAUAACCUCUCAAGGGCUGCAAUCCGUAUAAUCGCCGAACGCGCCCUCACCGACACCGCCUUCCCCACUCUCCUCCGCCACGCCAUCUCCUCGACUCCAUCAACCCGUCACACAGCUCUAAAAACCCUCCGCUUCUUAAUCCUCGGAAAAUCCAAAUCAGAAAACUACUACGAAAACGACAACGACCACAUCCUUUCCAAAGAAUCCGAACUAAUUCUCUAUUCCCAACCAGUAUUCCACACCCUCGUUCACGCCUGUCUAAUCGCUUUACCCCGUAAAAUAAAGGAUACGGAAACAUACACCCAAAGAGACGAAGAAACGGAAGCAUACGCUCUAGAAUGUCUUCGUUCGUUAAUCCGUCAACCUCAUCAAGCCGGUUCCUCGACUUCUACUUUAAUACGUGCUAUAAAUGCCGGGGUAGUGGUUUAUAUGAAACGACUUCCUUCCCCGGGAUAUCCAAACAUAAUAGCCGCCUUCUCAGACACGGAAUAUCAACCUACAAACUACUUUUUGUACGACAUACAUAAUUGGAUGCUCAACCAUGAUGAUGCAGAUGAUUACCUGGAAGCCCUUAAGAAGGCAGAGUUAUAUGUCGAACGACCGAAGGUUAUCAUGAUGGGGAUGCGAGGUGGUGUAGGCGGAACAUUUGAAAGACAGGUACAGGAAUUCCAUAGGACGUUGAGAGAGCGGUAUCCUACUGCUGUUUCUGUUGAAGAGGCAUUGGAGUUUGCGGCGGCGGAAGGGAUGACGUUUGAGAAUGGAGAGGCUGUUGCGGGGAGAGGUGCUGUUUGGCAAUGA